Molecule: messenger RNA, 1799 nt
Organism: Mizuhopecten yessoensis (Yesso scallop)
Lineage: Eukaryota; Metazoa; Mollusca; Bivalvia; Pectinida; Pectinidae
Exons: 4
Coding region: 106-1785 (559 amino acids)
Molecular function (GO): 2-oxoglutarate-dependent dioxygenase activity
Source: RefSeq, a predicted model, not a curated record
UCCAGGUGUCAACACCGGCCCAGAGACAACAAACCAGAAAAAUGCUGUUUUUUGCUUAUUACUUUGUUCAUCAAUAUCAUCAUAUCGUCUGUCAGUUGCCAUAACAUGUUUUCUCCGGCUGAUAUACUAUCAUCUGUUGACAAUGCGUGCUUAGUUUUGUUGACUGAGUUUUCCGACAUGGACACGUCAAGUAUUUUCGAUGAGUUGGCCCUCACCACAUUUAUCGAAGAACCUGUUGUGAUGUUAGGAUUAGUUGGGGUCACUUCGUUUGAAUGGCCUAAUGGAGAACGAUUAUCUGUACAGUCCGCUUCGCAUUCAAGUCAAGCGGAGAUUAUUAUUUUUGAAAGGAGAAUCCCAGAUAGGACUUGCUUGUCGGUAAAUAAAAGUCCGUCCGCUCUCCGCCCUGUUCUUUACUCUGGAUUUGUAGGCCGUGAAAGUCUUACUGACUUUAUCAACAGCAAGUGUCACACAUACAGGUCUUCUAUUGGGGGGCUAAGUAUUGAAGGCUAUCACAGAAAAGAAAUUUUAAAUUCACUCUUCUCCAUAGCACAGAUUUCAGAUGUUACUAUGGAGGACAUAAUGUUAUCAAGUAAGAAAACUGUAACGACACAGUGGUCAUCGUCAGAAAAAAUGAAUACAUUGGAUGAACAGGAAGAUUACUCAGGAGAAAGAAAACAUGGUUUUAAAACAAGUGAUGAAGAAAUGCUUCACAUUACACAUGAAUAUGAGUCUUGUCCCACUGUGAAAAGUAUGGAGGACGGUGAAACGAAUACUUGCGACAGAAGUAAUUUUGAUGUUCAUAAAGUUCAAAAUGAUAAAGAAAUUCCGCAAUGUGAAAGAAUCACUGCACCUUCUACUCAACAAUUUUUCCAUGAAUACUUAAAAAUUUCAAAACCAGUUAUCAUAACAAAUAUGACUAAGUCAUGGCCUGCAUUUCAGAAAUGGACAAAUGAGUAUUUCAAAAAAGAAUAUGGUAAUUAUGAUGUUUAUAUUAAGUUGACACCAAGAGGAGAAUUUGAGGGAGUUGAAAAAGCUGAUCUCUGGGAAAAUUUCAAAUCUUUUUCCAUUCCACAUGAAGUCAAAGUUCAACUCCAACAUCCAGAAUUAGUUGUUGUACGACCAGCAUCAUUUAGUUUAAAGUUUUCAGAUUUUUUGGAUAUGAUUGAAAACGUUACCAGUGGAGAGCUGAAAAACGUAUCAGCUUAUUUAGAAUAUUCAUCGAUUCGUCAGCAUCUACCAGAUUUAGAAGAUGACAUCAAAGAAAUGCCAUUUAUUCGGCCAGGAGUCCAUAAAUUGGAACAUCUUAACAUCUGGCUUAGUGACGGAAACACCUUGGGGAAACUUCACUUUGAUCCGUAUGAUAAUUUUCUUUGUCAGAUACACGGACAGAAAGAAGUGAUACUGUUUGAUCCACAGAAAAAUGAAAAUCUCUAUGAGGCCCACAUUCCAGAAGCAAUUCUUUCCUACAACAAAACAACAGGAGAGUUCCGGCGCCGCACACUAGUGGACAGUACCUCCAUGGUUAUGUCCCCUGUUGACAUUCUGAGACCAGAUUUUGAGAAGUUUCCACGUUUUGCAUCAGCCAUGCCCCUAAACUGCACAUUAAUGGAAGGAGACGUCCUCUUCAUGCCAAGUUUCUGGUGGCACGAGGUCCAGUCAUCCCCUAGCCGUACAGCCAGACACAACCUCGCAGUGAACUUCUGGUAUGAUCCUUUUCUGACAAAAGAGUUCCCUUGUCCAGAUUGUCGAUUGGACAUCAACCCAAGGUAUCGCCACCUUCUGUGACACCUGAUCAUCAC